AUGCAAUAUCAUCUAUCGACUUUUGGAUCCUUGACAAAGGAAUUUGAAACAGGGUUAGUAGAAUUUGAUAUUCAGCUGGACGGUGGCGAGCUGAAGCCAGUAACAGCUCAUACUGUCAAAGAGAUCUUACCACCGUUACAUGCUAUUCGGAUGGAUUAUUCGCCGGAUAUGAAUGAACGCGACUCCGCUGCUAGAAACUACGUCUGCGCACUUGCGCAUCCUGAUAUUCGAAUUGGCAUCGACUAUCUGUGGGAUUUCUUAUUACCUCAACAAACUCAUCAGCUACCAAACGGAUUUACCAUAGCAGAGCCUACAGUUGGGCCACUUGUUUGCGGAAGAGGCGACCUGCGGCUUACAGAUCGCGAUCGCUCCGGCAACUCAGAGUGA
This is a messenger RNA of Gongylonema pulchrum, 387 nucleotides long. The record is from the annotation of a GenBank genome assembly. Lineage: Eukaryota; Metazoa; Nematoda; Chromadorea; Rhabditida; Gongylonematidae.